This is a messenger RNA of Verruconis gallopava, 1513 nucleotides long. RefSeq lists its product as uncharacterized. The transcript has 3 exons. Gene Ontology annotation, biological process: tRNA methylation. The record is from RefSeq and is a predicted model, not a curated record. Bases 94 to 1374 code for a protein of 426 amino acids. NCBI's taxonomy places the organism in Eukaryota, Fungi, Ascomycota, Dothideomycetes, Venturiales, Sympoventuriaceae. Gene Ontology annotation, cellular component: tRNA (m1A) methyltransferase complex.
CGCCAUUUCAUCCUCUGGUCGCCUCUUUUCAUGUGCCUGUCCAAGUGUUCUUCUUCGCGUUGAUGAGCUGACGUCUCGCCCCCGUCGUGAUCCAUGAGGACGCCUCUCGCAAGGAGGGUGAGCUCCUCACGUCCCUUUGUGUCUCGCCCAAGCUAUGUCUGCUUCCAAUGCAGAACGAUCACGCGAUCGCGCACAUUUGAAGAAGGCGACCUCGUCCUCGUCAAGCGACUGGCCACAGAUCCCAAACCGAAACUGAUCCAGUCGCCUUUGAAGCCUGGCGAGAAUUUCAUAACACAGCAUGGCGCGAUCAGACACGACGACAUCAUUGGCGCAAAGCUCAACAGCGUGGUGGAGACGAAGAAGGGUGUGAAGUACACUGUGCACGAGCCUACCUUGGACGAAUAUGUGCGGAUGACUCCAAGGCUAGUUGCUCCCAUUUAUCCUAACGAUGCGAACGUCAUUGUCAACCUGCUAGAAUUGCACCCCUCGGGACCGCCGCGAAAUGGUGACGGGACAGUAAGCGAGUGUGAAGGCCCCGAAAUUGAGAUCUUUGAAUGUGGCACCGGGCAUGGGGCGUUGACAUUGCAUCUUGCGAGGGCCGUUCAUGCAGCCAAUGCUCAUCUCCCCCCUCUCAGCGAGGCAGAACGCAAGGGAAAACGUGUAGAUAGCGACAUAUCCCUUCAAAGACGAGCCAUCGUACACACAAUGGACGUCUCGGCGAAGCAUUCGAAACACGCCAAAAAAAUCGUUCACAACUUCAAGAACGGCUUGUAUGCACGUAGCGUCGACUUCCACGUCGGCAGUCCCUCUUCAUUCUUCGCAAAUAGGAAGCAAGACGAGCCCUUCCUCACCCACGCAAUCCUAGACAUGCCAUCUUCGCACGCGGAGAUGGGGACCAUAGCUCCUUAUCUGCACCAAGACGGGAAGCUGCUUCUAUUCGCCCCGAGCGUGACACAGAUCGUGGAUGCUCAGCGCGAGGUGCGAGAAAGAAAUCUGCCCCUGUACCUAGAGAGGGUUGUUGAGCUGGGCGAAGGUCUCAGCGGUGGUCGAGAGUGGAGGAUCAUAUUUUCCAAGUCGCGAGCGGCUGCUCGUGCAAACGCUGACACGCCAGAGGUGUCUGUGAAGACGGGCGAGAACGGCGUCGACGGCGACAAGGAAGAAAAGGACCAGGAAUGGUGGGUCUCGUGCAGGCCGAAGGUUGGGAAAAUGAUCCAAGGCGGUGGAUUCGUCGGGCUGUGGUCGCGGAUUGAGGAAAGUCGAAGGCGUGGAGGCCUGAACAGCGACUGUAAAGAAAUGCUAAGCGACGAUAUACAGGAUGGAGACGAGGAUGUUGAGAGUGAACAAGAAGCCCGUGCUGAGAGCGAACGAGAGUAGACAAUUCUUGUGGAUAGAACUGUACUUUAGCAUCGACUGCGAGGCAAGGAGACUUCUUCUCCCUUUGAGGAACAUCGCGCAUGUAGAUAUAGAAGCCUGUAAUUUUAGCCAUUCAACUCUGCGUAUGCUCUGCUCAUAA